Molecule: messenger RNA, 14448 nt
Organism: Styela clava
Lineage: Eukaryota; Metazoa; Chordata; Ascidiacea; Stolidobranchia; Styelidae
Source: RefSeq, a predicted model, not a curated record
GACUAGUCAUAAUAAAAUGGCACACUUCAGAAUAUCAAGACAAAUGGAUGAAAACCAUGAAACGUGAGAUGCAACAGAAAAUAAGAAAGUCUUGGAAAGACAAGGAUGAUGAUUUCUUGAAUUUUUAUGCAAUAACGCUUGAAAAUUUCAAUCUCGAGGAAGCUGUAGAAGUUUGUUUCAGUGAAAAAGCUUUCCAAUGCACUGAGUUAUUGUUAUCAAAAUAUGCACCUACCAAUAAAAAGGGAAAGGAUAGAGGCUUUACUUCAAUGGCAACUUCAACCUUGCGAAAUAUAUAUUCUCAAUUCCGGACGCCAAGAUUUAUUCAAAUCUUUGACAAACUUUUUAAUAGAGAAUUACAUAAAGCUCAUUCCCCAACGAUAUCUUUUGAUAUGCAAGUUCUUCAAUUCAUGUUUACAUGGGCAUUUGCAUCUCAAUUUUUUCGUCUUUUUCAUGGUAAAGAAACUUUGUCUAAAUUUUCUCACGAAACGAAAGAAAAGAUCAUGCAUGUUACUGAAUCAUUCAAGUCCAUUAUUGAUUCAUUGAAGUCUGGAGACAUUCUCGUUAAACAACUGAAAUUGAUUCUUCAGAACAGAGAGAAACUUUUGGAAUUGAAUAAUGCAAUUCAAUUUCAUGAAGAGAGUUCUGUUGACAAAAUGGAUAAUUAUUUGACUCAUCUGAUUGAUCAACAAGAAACUCAGUUGAAAGCAUUCGAAACUGCACAAGAUCACGUCAGAGGAUUCAUUUCUGCUUGUUCAAAGCUAGAUGAAGGUGGGGAACUAAGGGCAAAUGUGACUGAACUACGACAAAAACUGAGCAAAAAUUUUGAUGAAGAAACAUUAUCAAGUAUAUCAUCUGAUUCACUUAAUCAAACUGGAAACAAACAAGCAACUUCUUUCUUCAAUCUAACAACUUCUGUUUUGAAACAGUUUCAGAUCAUCGACUUUAUCAAGGAUAGUAAAGUUUUCCAUGAAAUCUGGCAUCAGAGUGCUGUCGAGGCUAAGAGUUAUAGCACAGACUCAAAUUUUGAUCUGGGUGACUCUGGAUUGUGGAUUGUAAAAUGGACGCAAGUAUUAGAUGAAAUAUGGAAGCCGACCAGAAAUGACUUAUCAACAUUGGUGCAGGAUAUGGAUUCAGGUCAUUUGCCAAUGGAAACAGCGAGUGAAUGGUUUCGUCGUUGUGAUGGAGAACCUGAUGAGAUUAAGAAUGAAAUCAAGACUUUAUAUGAUUAUUAUGAGUUGGUUUCGAAGAAAGAAGAAAAACCUGAAGAGCCACCAAAAACGCAAGAACCAAAAGAAUCACCUAUGCAAGUUGAAGAAGAACCCAAAACAAGCGAGGAAGAAAAGAUGUCGGACGAUGGAGACGAAAACAAAUCUGAAAGUGAUUCCGAUUCUGAUAACGAUUCAUGGAAAAGUGAAAGCGAAAAAAGUUCAGAGGUAGAAAGUGAAAUUGAUUUAUCAGAUGUGGAAAGUGAACAGGAUGACAGUGAUGCUGCUUCAGAAUCAGAAGAAGAAGUCCAAUAUUCUGAUGUUGGAUAUAUGGAACUUCGAACUCGUCAGAUGUGUAAUUAUUUUCAACUUGAAAAAGCAAAAGAAACUAUUGACGUUUUACUUCAUUUGAAAACGGAAUUGAAGCUCAACGGUGACUUCUCUGCUAUUGAAAAGCAAAAGACAAGUCUUGAAAACAAAACAGCAACAUUAGAAGAACUGGCUGAUGAACAAGAAAUACCAUUUGUUUGCCAAAUUCCGAAAUCAGAUGUUGAUGUACUCAGAAAUUUCAUCAAAGAAAAGGAACUCAUUACCUGGCUGAAAGAAAAGAUGAAUGAUAUAAGCGAAGUAAAAGUAAUGUGUGAUCUUGCAAUGAUAUCGGCUGGUGAAACUCCAUAUGAAGUCGACAUUGUUUCCUGUUUAUUGAGUGCUGUUAUGGGCUUUGCUCCAUUGAUAUUUGAACUUGAUGAAGAAGCUGGAUUGAACGUUUUAUUGGAUAAAUGUAGAGCUGUUUGGAAGAAUAGAAAUGGGGAUGCUAAACUGAUGGACAAAUGGAAAGAUACUGGUAGUCAGUUGGCUUGGUUUCAAGGAAUUGAAAACUUCCACGGAUCAGUUGAGAAACAAUCUUUGACGUUUGCUCAAGAUAUUAACAAACGUGGAAUAUAUACAAUACGUAGAUUGAAUGCAAAAGAAUCACCAUCAGUGAAAAAUUGUAUCAAUCUCAUCUUACCUGAUAAAACUGACAGAGACAAAAAAGACGUUUUCCAGCUUGAAGCUCUUUGUGAUUUACAAUCCAAAUUGAUGUUGAUUGCUGGAGAAGCUGAGAUGGGACAAACAGACGUCACACAAUUUGUUGAAGUAUUAACUGCAGUACAGACACUUGCUGGUACUUACGUCAAGUUGGUUUCAUCUGGCUGUAUGCUGUUUAACAAUUGGUCGGCAGUUAUAACAUGUAAUGAUGUGACAAGCAAUACAAACAACCUUCUAAUUCAAGUAAAAUUCGCUGAUGAUGCUCAACCACUCAGUGGUACAGGAUCACUCAUAGAUUUGAGCAAGCUGUCAAAUAUUUUGAAUGAAUCACUUGAAAGGUGGAACCAUCACAUCAAUGCAAAGAGAAUGGAACAUUAUUUUCUAAACGAAUUCAAUAUUCAACAAAUUAUCUACCUUUGCCAUGAACUUGCUCUCUGCAGAAUUAAUCGCACUCUUCCCGAUCAGGUAUCUACACUAUUAUCCAGUGUUGCGACUGGUUUGUCGAUAAAAAAGGUUUGCGAAUUGCUUGACGAAGCAACAAAAAUUCGAGAUGAUGAAGUAACUAGUCAACAAGAAAAUCAAGAAGAAAAUAUGGAAACGGAAGAAAACGAAAACGUCAACCCUGAAUCAGAAGCAAAAGAUAAAGCGGUGAAUUUAUUGCUUCGAGAUGAAUCUAUAUCAGAAAAUGUCGCAAAAGCAGCAGUAGAAGCAGUCGGAUAUGAAGAUCUGGAAGGAUGUGGUGACUGGAUGCUAUUACAUGAAUAUGAUGAUAAACUGAUCGAAAAAUUAUGUGAGGAAUACGACAAGCAGAAAUCAUCUGAUACCGGGGCAUCAGUUCCAAAAAGAGAUGUAAUUGAAGAAAAAAAUCGUGCUGUUCGAAAACUAGUUGAUGAAGACCAGUUGGAGGAGAUUAUUGCAAAGGCAGCUGUGGAAGCUGAAGGUUAUGAAGAUAUUACUAAUUGCUUGAACUGGGCUUUGUUGAACACAUUUGAAGGCGACAUGAUCAAAGAACUUUCUGAUAAAUUUGAUCAAAGUGCAGGAUUCACUCAUCAGGAGAAACAGACUCGAGUGAUAACUUCAGUUCUUUAUAAUCGAUCUGAGAAUACUCUGAAAGAUGUUAUUGAUAGAUUGCAAGAACAAAUACAUGACGACGUUGGUCGAUCGUCAAAUGCAUUGAUUGACUCUAUCAACACUAUUUGUACGGGUUAUCAUGACGAGACAAGAGUCAUUACUCUACAAGACUCUCUCAGCAUCGAACAUUUUGGAAGAUUUCUGCGAUAUUUACAUGAUGGAGCAAGUCAAUUUUUGGUUCACAGAGAAUUAAUGCAACCCUUGCAUAAAGGAAGACCAAAUCUUAUUGUCUGUCCAGAACAUGAAAUUCUUCCUACAACAUUGUCAUUGUAUAUGUAUAAUAAAGAGCAGCCGUUACCAACAAGAUCUGAAGUUCUUCUGUGUUCAGAAGACACAACGGCAGACGAUGUCGAACGCUUUAUGAGAAGAGCAAUGUGCCAUUGCGAAAAUAUUGGACAACUACUUUUCAUUCUCGCAUUUGCUGACAAGUUGAGUUUUAAUGUAUCGGCCUCAACAGAGAAAAUCUUCAAUCAACUUUCUCAGGACGUGAGAACAAAUCAAAAUUAUCAACUUGUCAUAUUAUUGACUAAACAGCAGCAUUACUUGACUACUUGCUUUGACAAGUACUUGGUGGAAGGGAAAUGGAUCAGUGCAAGUGCUGAUAUAUCUUUGUAUCUUGAACAUCAUUUGAAAGUUAAUGAUGAUAAUUUGAUGAACAGCGCAGCUUGUGUUGAUAAAAAACAUUCCAUGGUUAAAGUUGUUUCGUCAACACGAUCUGGCGUUGGUAAGAGUCUUCAUGUGAAGCGUUUAUCAGAGGCACUUGAUGAACAUCUUUCGCCACUACUAAUGACAUUUCAUCAUGUGACGAUUCGUUUGUUGGAGAAAAAUCUCAGCACAGAUUAUGUUAUUGAAAGAUUAAAUCGUCGGAAUAAAAAUGAAUCUUGCAACAACGAUACAAUGCUCAUACAUCUUGAUCUAACUCCCGCUGUGCAACAAGGAAUCGAGACCUUUGCUUUCAACCUAUUUGUUCUGGGAAGUAUUCAAGAUAGUCAUGGUAAAGUUUGGAAACGUCAUUAUAAUCAUCUAUACAUGUUGGAAAUGACUGAUUGUGGACAUCAACGUGGGGCUCGCUACUCCCCAAGACAUAUUUUAAAUUUACUUCCGAGUAUCAAAUGUUUUUCUCCGAGAGAAGUUUUUGAAGAAACUCAGAAAAAUAAAAAUGAGGAAUAUCUUGGUAUGGAUGAGAAGGAAUUUCAUUCCGAUACUUUUCAACGUCCGUACCAGUAUCUAAUGCAUUAUGAUGACGGAAAAGACUUGGAUGCUUUUGUUUAUCAACGUUCAACAGGAACACCAAAGGAAUUAACUGGUGUCCUGCUCAAGCACUGCUGCAUGUAUAAUCCAUCAUGGGCACAGCUGAGACAUUUUGCAAGCUUCCUCAAUGUACAACUUCAAAAUUGUGAAAAUUCCAUUUUCUGUGACAAGUCUAUUGUUGGUCAAGAACUUCAAGGUUUAAAAGCGUUCGCUGUUCGUUUCAUGAUAAGAAUGUCACAGGACUUUGCUACACCCUCUCUCAAUAUCUCCGAUGAAAGUUCUGCGGAUUUUGAUAAAAGCGAUAAAGACGUAGCCGAUGGUUUACAGAUUUACCAAUUCCGACGAAAAUGGGAAGAAUCUACUCAUCCGUAUCUUUUUUUCAACGAAGAUGGUGCAACCAUGACGUUUAUUAAUGUUAAUAUCAGCGACGAAGGAGAUUUACUCGACAGAAACGGGGAAAUUGUAGAACCUGCUAUUAUCUCUAAGCAACUUGUCAAUGGCUUAAAAUUACAAAGAGUAUCAUUGGAUCUGAAUUUUGAUACGUUUACUCGUGAGCGGAAACUUAGAGUUUUAUGCCAAGUUAUGGGAAUUGAAGAUCUUUUUGAUCCAGACCCGACAUACGAGUUAACGACAGAUAACGUGUUGAAGAUUUUGGCGAUCUACAUGAGAUUCCGUUGUCGCAUACCUGUCAUUAUCAUGGGAGAAACUGGAUGUGGAAAAACAAGAAUGGUCGAAUUUAUGAGUCGUUUAAAAGCCGGUCCAUUUCACAAUCAAAUCAGGAAUAUGAUCACUUUGAAGAUUCAUGGCGGUAUAUCCGUUGCUGAUAUUUAUAGCAGUGUCCGUAAAGCAAGCCACAUUGCAGAUGACAAUAAAGCAAAUCAUAAAUUAAGUACGAUUCUUUUUUAUGAUGAAGCAAAUACAACAGAAGCUAUUUACGCGAUAAAAGAAGUCAUGUGCGACCUGACAAUAGAUGGAAAUUCGUUUCAGAAAUUACAAUUGCAACUUGUUGCAGCUUGUAAUCCGUAUAAACAAUUGUCGAAAGAAGCAAUUCGAAAGCUUGAAGAUUCAGGUCUGGGAUACAGAAUCAGAACCAGCGAAACUACACAUCUGUUUGGUGAUAUACCUAUGAGAACCUUAGUAUAUAGAGUAGUAGCUUUACCACCAAGUAUGCAACCAUUUGUCUGGGACUUUGGACAACUGAGUGAUGAAGCAGAAAGAAUAUAUAUUCAACAAAUGACAAGGAAAUUGGCGGAAAAACUCGAAAUUGAUCGUGAAACUAUACGAUUGGUGAACGCUGUAUUCUGUGAAGCUCAAAAUUACAUGAGAAGCAGACAAGAUGAGUGCAGAUAUGUGAGCCUCAGAGAUGUUGAACGAUGUGUUAUCACAUACGAAUGGUUUCAUAAACAUCGCGAAGUUCUUUAUCCAUUGAUCGAGACGGAAAUCAAGAAACGCUACACUCGGAUGACAAGAGAUCCGCCCGAUAUCAACAGCGAUCUGAGAACUUUGCUACAGACCAUCGGUGUCUGCUAUCAUGCAUCUCUUGACGACAGAAUUAAGUUCCGAGAAGCAAUCACAUAUGCUUUCGGUCUUGAAGGAAUGCUUGUUUCGGAGUUGACCAUUCGUGAAGAAAUUUCCGCAGCCCAAGCUGUUUUCUUACGAAAUAUGAAAAUGGAUGACAAUAUCGCGGCUAAUGAAGCUUUACAAGAAAAUGUUUUCAUGAUGACGGUGUGUGCUGACAUGCGUAUUCCGCUUUUCCUGAUUGGUAAACCCGGAAGCUCAAAGUCUCUCGCCAAAACUAUUGUUGGUGAUAACAUGCAAGGUGGAACAUCUCGGUCACCUCUUUACAAAAAAUUAAAACAGGUCCACAUACUGUCUUACCAAUGCAGUGCAUUGACUGAUGCUGCAGGUAUUGAAAGUGUUUUCAAACAAUGUGCUCAACUGCAAGUUCAACAAGAUUUAGAAUCUUACACGGCUGUUGUUGUUCUUGAUGAAAUAGGCUUAGCUGAAGAUUCACCAAACAUGCCGUUAAAGGUUUUGCAUCCUCUUCUUGAAUGUGGAAGUACGGCAAACAAUAGUUUAACUGAAUAUGACAUCACAAAAAAAGUAGGAUUUGUCGGAAUAUCGAAUUGGGCUCUUGACCCAGCAAAAAUGAAUCGAGGAAUUUUUGUGACAAGAAACAAACCUAAUAAAGAUGAUCUGAAAAAAACAGCGAAAGGAAUUUUUGAAAAUCACAAAAGCAAGAUUAAUGAGAAUCUUGAUCUUCUUGAGAGGUUAACGCAUUCAUAUUUAACAAUCUAUGAAGCACAAGAAGUGGAAUAUUUUGGCUUACGUGACUAUUAUAGUUUGAUUAAAAUGAUACAUGCGAUUUGUACUUCGUCAAAAGAUGCUAAACUAACGCCUGACGAUGUUGCCAACGCGAUUCAUCGCAAUUUCAGUGGGGGAAAGAAGUCGCAUUUCGAAACAUUCAGAGAAAAUAUUGAAUAUCUCUUCCGUGGAGGUUUACAAUCAUCUGUACCCAUCCGGAAGAUGAUAUCUGAUAAUCUUCAAGAGAAAGAAAGUCGAUUUUUGUUAUUGUUGACGAAUCAAUUUUCCGCGGCUAAUUUGUUGCAUAUGUGUAUGGAUGAUUUUGAACAACGCGCUCAAGUUGUUUUCGGAUCCAGUUUCCCUGGUGAUCACAAUUAUACUGACAUUUGCCGAAAUAUUAAUAGGAUAAAAGUGUGUAUGGAAACGGGCAGAACAGUUGUUCUCCUAAAUAUGACGGAAAUUCAUGAAUCUCUUUACGACGCUCUCAAUCAACAUUAUGUCACAUUUGGAGGUCAAAGAUACGUGGAUUUGGGCCUUGGAGGUCAUCGAGUGAAAUGUAGAAUUGCAGACAACUUCAGGUUAAUCGUUGUUGAACAGAAUAAAGUCGUUUAUAGUAAAUAUCCAAUUCCGCUUAUCAACAGACUUGAAAAACAUCAUCUUGAUUCCAAGAGUCUUUUAUCACCAAACCAAACUGAAGACGCUAAUUCUUUGACAGUAUGGGCUGAUAAUUUUGCAAAUAUUAGAGGAAAAGAAUUCCUGAGCAAAGACGCUUUUGUUGGUUUCCAUGACGAUACUGUCUGUUCUGUUGUGUUGACGACACAAAGCAAUGAUGAAAAUGUAUACAAAGAAAUAUUAUUGCAAUCGGCAGGCAUGGAUGCCAUAUUCAGAUUGCCAGAAUCUCAAAUCGGAGGAGAAAUUGAAACUAUACAGAAGCAAUAUCUACAACGACAAUGUCACGACAGCCUUUUACUUCUACUUAAAGAAGUUUUGAAGAUGGAACAACGCUGUCCAUUGUUUGAAAUCACAUCUUACUCAAAUAUACUUUCUGAGAGCGACCGACAAGAACUCGAAACCGGACUCAAUUUGAAAAAUAGCGUGAUGCUUCUUUCGCUUGAACAGUUUGAAACGGAGCAAGAAUAUGCAAGUAAACUCGAUGAUUUUUUUUCAUAUCAAAAGAAAGCAACUUCUGAUACAAAAGCAGGUGUACUUUUAAUUCAGUGUUCCCAGUCACAAUCCCAAGGACAACUUAUAGCAUGUGCAAAAUACUGCUUGACUAAUAAAAUCAAAGAAUUGAACACUUUGAAUGCAAGUAAUUUGAAUAACAAGAAAAUUGUCGUCGCUUUUCUGUUAUCGACAGAAAGAGAAGGCGCCAAUGAUGUUUCAGGUGACUCGCUUUUGCUACAGCACGUUCGAGAUAAUCAGAUAGUGUACGUUGAUGAACUGAGACCAACAAAUAACGAUAUUGCACCUGCGAGUCAAUUUUACAAGAAGUCUCUUUGUGAGGUCCUAAGAAUGGGUCUCGAAGAACUGGAAAGUGAAAGACAGGAGGGUUCUUUGGUAAAUAUCAUAUCUUUGCUUCAAGAUUGUGUUUGUGAAGCGGUUGCAAAAGUUAAAAGUCGCUUGAGUAAAAGCGAGCGCUAUUUCGAUCGAGUUCGAAUUCUGACAGAACUUUGCUCUGAGACAACGCCUAUAAGUAUACAUUUUCGCAAAAUUCUUCUGCAAAAAAUGAUUGAUUUAUACUCCCAAAGAGAGGAACAAAUUUUGCUGAUGGGUGGAGAUUGGAUCACAAACGAAGCCUGUAACCGGGAAAGCCUUCAAGAGGGUGGCACGUUUCGUAAAACUUUGUGGCUAUGUUUAAAGCGACACGUCUCUCGCAUGAUGGCUUAUAUAAUCAGUAUAUCUGAUCGUCAUGAUAAUCUAAAUCUGUUGUUAAAAACUGGAGAAACUGCAUGGAAAGCUGAAAUGUGGCUCAAAAUAUUUCAAGCUCUGCCGCUCUCUUGGUCUUCUAUCGGUGGCGCUCGAGAAUUUCUCAUCACAGCACCUCAACAUCAUAAGUCUACUAUUGCCUGUACUGUGCCUUUUAGUUAUGAGCUACACGAAUUUUUCACCAAUCAAUGGGAUACUUUGUAUCAACAGCAAUCUCCAAACAUGCAUGAGAUUUUUUACUCGCUUUUUCGAGAAUCACCAUUAUUUGAAAUUGCAGGAAAUGCAUUAAGAGUGGCAAAAGUGAUUAAUAUGAUAAAACUAUAUGCUUUGGAUCUUCUUCACAAUGUCUAUGUACCGGGGUCUGAUAAUCCGAAAGAGUUUGAGGCAGUGAGAAAUGUCAUCCACGCGUUCUCUAUGAAGAAAUACCAAGAUCUACGAAAGAUUUCUGGAUUUACAAACGGUGAUGAAUUUGCUAUGGUUUUCUUAACAUAUCAAGAACAUCAAAAAUAUCUAAAAUUAUUGGCUGAAAUUUUCAGAGCUUGUCCGGAAAUGGUCGGAAAAGCAGAUGAUUGGGUGAAAAAACAGCAAGCGUUCAAUGACUUUCGUAUCCAUAUUUUUGCAUUCAAAAGUGUAAUGGAAUUAUUGCAAGAAAAAGCAGAAUCUUUAAAUGAUGCCAACUCUUGUCUUGCAUGGAAAAAUCUUAUGACUACCAUCAAAAGAAUUUUCAAAAAAACCGUCGAUUAUAUUUAUGAUGAAGAAGCGAAAAAGGAAAUACAGGAGAAAUGGACUCCUCUGAUUGUUGUUGAUCUGUUAAUCGGACAUGUUCUUCCUAGUUCUAAUGUGGAAGAAGUUUUUAAAAGAUACCUGUCUGUAAUUGCUCCACAGGUUAAACUACUGUGGAGAGGAAUAGCAAAAACUGAUAUCAGAAGUUAUCAAGUGUUGCGCAUCGUGUCAAACGUUUUGCGCAGGUUGCACGACGAUAUUAGACUAAAGAUUCUACUAAAUUGGCACAAAGAUUUUAAUUGUAGAUUGUGCAGAAAACGAGUUGAGAACCCAACCUUUUUACAGUGUGGUCAUUUCACAUGCGAAAUGUGUAUUUUGCGUCUAAUGGCCGCUGCACAAACUGGAAGAAGGUGUCCUACAUGUGCUGGAGAGAUCUCGGAAGAAGAUAGCCACCCAAAACCUGCUGUUUUGAACCCCGACCAGAUGAAAGAAUUGGAAAAUUUUCAGUCGAAUUGUACAAGUUUCUUUAUGGAAUAUCUGCGUCAAUUUUGCUUCGCACCCUUGGAAGGAUCUCAAGCGAAACCCAUGGAAAUGCAGAUCAAAACACUAAUACGAGAACUGGUUAUACAAGCACCUGGCAAUGAAAGAAAAGAAAUCGUGAAUCCUUCUUUGGACUUGAACAUCAACGCAAGGAGUAGCAUAUUACGAAUUUUAAUGGAUUUUGAUCCUGAAAUUGUGAAAAAUGAACUCAAUGAAUGGAUGGCUAAAUCGAAAAGAUCACAGUUGAGGGAUAUAACACUCGUAAUUACGAAAUGUUUUGAAGAUAAACUCAUUCUCGAUUCAAUACCGUAUCAACCGAAUCGAAUUUCAUAUCUCGAUCGUUGGGAAAAACUUCUAGGUGCUGCAUGGAGAAAAAUUUUAUUGAAUGAUGAAUCCUUGACUAAAGUUUCUAUUCUGCAAGCGGUCGCUGAAAUACGACAGUCUAUAUCCAUAUCGACAAGCUGUAUUCAAGAUAUUUUUCAAAGAGUCGACAUUGAUUAUGAAAUUACAGCAAAGUCAGAUAACUUUGUCAGUUUUGCUGUAAAAAUUAUCAUUGAUGAUACCAGUGAAAGUGUUCUUAAAGAAUUCAUCAUCAAAAUUGCAUGUCGAAUAUACGGAAGUGACUGGUUUCACCAAUUAAGAGACAAUGCUGUCUUAGAGGACCUCAUUCCGAUCUCGCUUCUUGAAGCCAGCGAAGACAAAAAUAAAACUGAUCGUUGGCCAUUGUUGGGGAAAUCCUACACCAAAGCAAAAUCUAUGCUUUAUAAAUCGCCUGCUACAGAUGUUGAAAAGUUAGUCAACAGUUUACUUCCACCUGACGCUCCUUUGAAUCGACUCGGAAAAAUUCUGUCAUUGUUUACAUGGUCGCUCAAUAAACCUGAUGAUAUCAAAACCACGGUUUCGGAAUGUUUGAAAAACAAUCCAGAUGCCGGUACUCAUUUUUUUGCUUUCCUAAUCCAUCUACAAAGCAAUUUUAUACCUAUGUUGAAAGCAAUACCACAUAUUACUGAACAGCAAGUCCACACUUUAUAUCAGUUAGUGACCUUAAUUGUCGCCAUGGUAACAGCGAGAAGUCAUAUGAUGGAUGGAUUUCUUCAUCUUCUGACACGGCCGAGUAUCAUAAGAAAUAUGUUUUUACCUGCGAUGCCAGAGAAUCCAUAUUUUUCUACACCUGUUGAAUAUCGUCGUCAAGGAUAUAAUACUUUAUACACUUGUCCUAAUGGUCACAUCUAUACAAUCGGAGAAUGUACGCAACCAAUGCAAACAGCUAAAUGUGCAGAUUGUGGUGCUACUAUUGGUGGAGCAGCCCACAGACCAGCAGCUGGUAAUCAACGCCAUGCAUUAUUGAAUGAACAAAGUCAAGCUGGUUAUAAGUUGAAUCAAAUGCAAGGAAAUGUCGGCGAUCCUGCCGAUAGAGUUUCGAAACAAGGGGCAGCCGUUAUUCAGUUUAUUCUUCACUCUUGUAUGCUUAUUGGACUCAACCACGAAGAAGCUACCAUAGUUGGAAUGCUGAAUACUAGCUCUAAAUCCGAAUCUCAGAAAUAUUUAGUCAAACAACUUUUGACUAAUCUCCAAAACAUGUCUAAUGCACUGGCAAGAAAUAUGGAUGACACUAUUUUGGUUUUGUACAAAAUUAUUCUCAGAGUGUUAAAUCAGAGAGAAGGCCCUCAACCUCCAGAUUGGUCGACAUUGGACAAACGUAGAGAAUGGGAAACCAUGUUCAGACAACAAUAUUUGCUUCCAGUAUUUCAAAAUCUCGAUGAUGUCAUCACAGAAGCACAAAAUACAAUUAAUGAAGCAGAAGACCAAUGUAGUGUGGCUUUACACAGGCUUGUUCAUGAAGUCCACGACAAUCCACAUCUUAAUGCAACGGAUUUUAAAUGGAAUGAUCCAAUGUUGUGGAAAACCAUUGAGCAUUCGACUUCUGCUCGGUUAAUCCAGUAUCUUGGUGAUGCAACUGAUGUUGAAGAAGGUGUACUGACAACAAUUCUACAUUCUCCUGAUCUUGAAUUAGUUAAAUAUUUGAGACCUGUGCUCGAACUUCAAAAUGCACUUAUACAAAAAUAUCAAAAUGAAACAGACAUGAAUGACACAGAACAAAUUAAAUUGAAAGACUUCUUGAGAGAGGGAGGACAUUCAUAUCAAGAGCAUGUUGAAAAAUACAUUGAAGUUUGGAACAAGGUUCAUAUCAAGUUGAAAGCUCGACUUUCUCAUGAAAAAAGACUGACUGAAUAUUUCCGUCGAAUCACAAGAACGAGCCCAAUAUCAAUGGGUUUACCCAGUACAAGAGGAAGAGGACAGUGUGCAAAAAUUUUGGCAGAAUAUCUCAUCGACCUACAAAAUGCAUUUCUCACUAAAUGUAAACAAGUUAUGCCUGGUGAUGAAAGCAUCGAAGAAGCCGAAGUAUCUCAGUUACUUCAUACCCAUUACGUACAGAUUGAUAAACAAGAAGACUUACUGCCACUUAUCCAUAUGCAUACUAAAUAUAACAUCAUCAAAAAUAGCCAGGGAAGACAUCACAGAUUUUCAUAUAACAUCAAUGCAUUAGAAAAGCAGACCAGAGAAAAUUUUGUCAUGUACAAGAAACUUAUCGCGAAACAGUCUCUACCAUGCAUUCAAUACCCGCAAGAUAUCGGAAUUGGUUCUGAUUGGGAUAAAGUACUGAGCAAUACUUCUCAGUUGCCACUAUCUGCAAAACUUGCUCAGGAUGUUGACAGAAUUAUAUUAAGAGUUACAUCGGCUGAUGUUUGUGAAGGUGUCAGAACGUUAACUCAGGCCAUCAGCUUUCUUGCUAAGGUGAAAAGCAACGGAAAAAGAUAUCUGUACGAAUUCUUGGAAAAAGAUUUACUACUUUCUGCUUCUCGUACUUCAGUUAUACCGAGAACUGUACAGAUAGAACAUACUUUGUCUUUAUAUAAUCGUCUGUCGUGGCAUAAAUCAGUUCAUUUCUCUAAGCGGGGUUUGAACCCAUACAAAGAUGCCUUGUCUACUGUUGAGCAGAGUCAAAUCACCAACAGAGAAGUUUUGGCUAAAUUGAAGGAAAUUUUUGAGCAUUCUGACGUGAUUCUAUUGCAACAACGAUUGAAUGAAAUGUUAAUCAAAAUACCGGACUUUAAUGCUGAUUGGAGUUUGACGGAUAUAUUCCCCUACUUUGAUUUCAUUGGAGACAAUGGAGAAGACGAUACAUGGUAUUCCAGACUUCCUGAUGAAAUUUGUUUCAAGCAUGUCGCUCACUUGUUUUCGCUUGCAGUUCAGUUUACAAAUCACCAAGCAGCCUAAUAUUCAUUAUAUAGUGUGAUAAUGAUAAAUAAUCUUCUUAAUAUUAUUUUGAAAUUAGCUUUUACCUAAAAUAACUUUCUGUAUAUGUAUUUAAUCGUGUUUUUAAUUGAAGCUUUUUCUAAACAUGGGUCAGUAACGACUCCAUGGCAUGCUUCAUCUUUGUCCAUGCUUGGUUUGAUAACAAGUAUGUUUAUUCUAAUACCAUUUUUUUUUAUCUUUUCCAUCAUGCAAAAUAAAAACAUGUGUGUGCUACUUUGGUAUGCGAUCUCAACAGGUGGGAACUGGAUUCUAUGAGAAUUUCUUUAAACACGAUCGAGAUCGCAUACAAAAUGGUAUCAACAUAUGUUUAUUUAUAAUUGACGAAAAUAGGCAUCUUGCCUAACUCUUCACAAUAUUUUGAUUUCUAGCUUGUUUAUGUAACACCUGAUCCUGUAUGUACUUCUGAUUGUAUUGUACUAUAAUAGACUAUUAGUGAAUGUUCCUUUGAAAAAAAUGUCGAGUCCACUGCAAAUUAGGCAUACUUUGUUUGACAAACUGACCAUCUCACUCAUGUCCUGUGAAUUGAUGUAUGCAAGAAAAGCUCUAAGCAAGUGAGAUUUUAUAGAUAGAUUUAUUGAUUUGUCAACCAAAAAUAUAAAUGAAAAGCAUACAUACAAAUAAAUAUCCAUCCAUCUUAGCAUGAAACGUUGAUGCAGUUAAUGUUAUUUAUACCUUUAUUAAGUUCCAUUAAUCAAAAAUGAUAUUAUUGAAUGAAUGAACCCUUAGCACCCAAAGGUGCUGUGUAUAGUCGUUCAUUGUGACAAUGACAUUUUAUAAUUUACUGUUUUACAUCUAUGCAGUGAGCUGAUCUCACAAUGGCAUAAUCAGAAACUGCGUGUUGGAUCUUACUUUUUCCGCAUUCCUAGCCGGUUUGUUUGUAAACUGACAUCCCCCUGUAUUUGUGUGUCUUUUUAAGCUGUAAUUUCAAGUUUAUAUUUUCAGCAAUGAUGCUAUCAUUCCAUAGUAUACUAUGCUCCUAUAAUUUCUUCAGAGAGUUAGCUCAAUAAAAUGCUCCUAAUUA